AUGAACUCAAGCCGGAAUGCUUUUGAAGAAGCUUUUAUGAAGAACCUAAUUACAGUUGGGUUGGGUAUCAUCAUAACCUACAUCAAUGGAAUCUUUGUGAUUGCCUUUUUUAAAAAUCCAGUUUUCUACACUGACACAAGAUACAUUCUGUACAUUCACCUCGUCAUCAAUGACAUAAUUAUGCUGUUCCUUUCAGUUACUCUGCAUGUCCUCAUUUAUACUGUACCUCUUUUGAAUGUCACAGUCUGCAGUUUUCUGCUUCUGUUUGCCACAACAACUGCAGAAAACACUCCACUGAAUCUAGCUGCAAUGGCCUUGGAACGCUACAUUGCCAUCUGCAAACCGCUGCAUCACCCUCAGCUUUGCACAGUGAAAAGGACCUACAUCCUCAUCGGCCUGAUAUGGCUUCUGUCUUCUAUUCCUGCACUAACUGAUAUCAUUAUUGUUUUGGUGAAUGAACCCAUCAGUAUUUUUUCAACAUCCAUUACUUGCUAUCCUAAGAGUCUUUUUAACACAAAUCAGCACCUCAUCAGAACAAUCUCUGUAGAGUCCCUUUAUUUAUCAUGUGUGUGGAUGACGCUGUUCUUUACUUACUUCAGGGUUCUUCAGGCAGCUAAAGCUGCAACCUCUGAUCAGGUUUCUGCCAGAAAAGCCCGGAACACUAUUUUGCUCCAUGGCCUGCAGCUCCUUCUUUGUAUGCUUGGCUAUAUUACUCCAAUUAUAAACUACUUUUUCUUAGCACUGUUCCCAAACUAUAGAAGCAAUAUUUUGUUCAGUACCUAUUUAAUGGCUAAUGUUAUUCCAAGGCUACUCAGUCCUCUUAUAUAUGGAUUCCGAGAUCAAAAAAUGUUCAGAUAUGUCAGAAUGUAUUUAACGUGCAGUCUGUUCCUCACAAAGAUUGAACCAAAUGAAGUCGUGCAGGAGUCAACCAGGUUCACACCAGCUCAUUUUCUGUUUGGCCGUACGCUCAGGACACCCACAAGGCUGAUCUUUGUUCACCCACCGAAGUCGGAGGAGGACAGCAUACCUGUAGCAGGGUAUGCCAAAGGGCUCCACUACUGUCUCCAAGACAUGCAUCAACUCACUAGGAACAAGGGCACGGGCACCUGGGACGUAGGUGUGACUGUACAACCUGUGCCACCAGUCACCAUAGGAAGGCCUGUGCAUGGUAAAAGAGCGCCUGGCAAGGUGGUGUAUCGGGUUUGGGCGGGCGAUGGAUUGUUGUCAUCCACAGAGACAGAUUUGGCCCAUACCAGCCCCACAAACAAGAGACCUCACCAGCCCAGAAAGUGCUGUCACACCAGAGACACAGCCCUGAGGGAGUUGGGGGUACCCAUGGAGCAGGUGCUCCACAGCACUUGUGUCUGCCAGGACAAUAGACAUUCUGAAACCCACACCGCACACACUGUGUUCAAGUCAAUGGGUGAGAGGCAGGCGGAGUGUGGUGGAGAUGGCGUCAUCUAUUGA
Molecule: messenger RNA, 1467 nt
Organism: Colossoma macropomum (tambaqui)
Lineage: Eukaryota; Metazoa; Chordata; Actinopteri; Characiformes; Serrasalmidae
Product: odorant receptor 131-2-like
Exons: 3
Coding region: 1-1467 (488 amino acids)
Biological process (GO): G protein-coupled receptor signaling pathway
Cellular component (GO): membrane
Molecular function (GO): G protein-coupled receptor activity
Source: RefSeq, a predicted model, not a curated record